UCGGUAUCGAUGCUUACUCGGGCCAAUGGCGGACAGAGAGCGGGAGCAGAGAAAGCGCACUCCGCCGAGGGGCUUCAGGUUGACCCAUGACAUUAGCCUGGAUGAAUUUGAAGAUGACGAUCUGUCGGAGAUCACAGAAAUCACAGAUGAAAGAGGGAUGAGUCUCAACUGUAACGGGCCAGACCUGAAGGGUCACAUGCGGCGGGGGACCAAUAGCGUGGCUCGGGGGGCGGAGCUAGGGGCAGUUGGGCAUUUGCAGGCCGAGAUGCUUCACAUGGACCUGAUAGACGGAGGGGCUGUGGACUGCUCAGACGCUGUCACGUCAAAGGCCUCGUCCUCAGCUCUCUCUACCCUGCCUGUCACCAAGGAGACCACCGCGCCGCCCGUCACCAUGGAUACGUACCGACCCAAAAGACCCACCACCCUGAACCUGUUCCCGAUUGUCCCGCGCACACAGGACACUCUGAACAAUAACUCGUUUGGAAAGAAGUUUAGUUGGCAGGAGAAGGUGUCGGGGUCGUCUCCACAGAAAACUGGUGAGCGCACCCCACCUCGAGAGCACAGCUGUCUGAGUGACGAGGAUAAAGUCCAAUCAGCUCAGACAAAAGACAGAGGCACCUCCACUGACGCCCCCUGCAGGCACAACCACACAUCGCACUCCUCCUCCUGCUCUUCCGCCCGCUCCAAAGACAAACCCCCUGCCCCUCCUCCCCCUCCCCAAAACUACACGCCUGCUCCCCUGUACCCAAGCAACAAGACCUCCACCGACCCGCCUCGUCUUGAGCCCACAGAAGAGAUCUACCUUACGCCAGUUCAGCGCUCAUCUUCGGGGGCCCUGGACUCCGCCACAGCCGCUCCGGAUCGGCCGUUUCUGUCCCAACAAACCGAACAAGGGCGCAUGUCUAUAAGCUCCGACACAGAGGGACCACCGCCUUACCAACCUCUACCGGACAGAACCGACCAGUGCAUUUUCGAAGAAGACGAAAUCUACAUUCCUCCACCCUCCUACGCCUCCUGUGUGGAAUCACUCAUAACUCCACCUCACUCCUCCUCCCUUGCGCUGGACUUAAGCCUAAAAACAUCUGGACUUGGGGCAUUCAGAGUCGGUUCAUCUGUAGAAUACGUUGAUGCUACCGAUGACAGCUACUGCGGCGAAGACGAAGACGUCGAUAGAAUUAUGAUGGAGGGUAGACGGAAAAGCAAAGAGCAGCAGGCCUUAACGACGUCGCUAAGGACUUCCAUGAGCCCGGAAGCUAGUGGUUUAACGUACGAUUCUGUAAAAUACACUUUAGUGGUGGACGAAAAUGCGCAGCUUGAACUGGUUAGCUUGCGGCAGUGCUACCAGGGCUAUAGUGAUGAUAGCGAUUCGGCCACGGUUUACGAUAAUUGUGUUUCGUCACCGUACGAGUCUGCUCUAGGCGAGGAGUACGAAGAUGAAGACGAAGAAGUGGAUGGGGCGCAGGUGGGCGGAGUCAGAAGAGAAGGAACUGCAUGUUUAUCUGAUGACUCUUCCACCGACGGAGAUCUGCACUUCUCCAAAAAAUUCCUCAAUGUGUUCCUCAACGGACGGUCUAGCUCCUCAAGCGCAGAGUCAUUCGGCCUGUUUUCUUGUGUGAUUGACGGAGAGGAGCGGGAGCAGACUCACAGAGCUGUGUACAGAUUUGUCCCACGUCAUGAGGACGAGCUGGAGCUGGAGGUGGACGACCCUUUGUUUGUGGAGGUGCAGGCUGAGGACUUCUGGUACGAGGGGCUCAACAUGAGGACAGGGGCCCGGGGCGUGUUUCCUGCAUACUAUGCCAUCGAAGCCGCCAGGGACACGGACACGUACAAAGUGAAGAGCGGUGAGUGGAUGGACAGAUACCGACUCAAGUUCCUGGGAUCAGUCCAGGUGCCCUACCACAAAGGCAAUGACGUGCUCUGUGCUGCAAUGCAAAAGAUUGCCACAAACAGAAGAAUGACGGUGAAGUACAACCCACCUUCAUCCUGUAUUUUAGAGAUCAAUGUUAAAGGAAUCAAACUGUCAGUACAGGAGGACUACUACGCCUGCGACAGGAGUAAUGAGUGCAACCAUUUUUUCCAACUAAAAAAUGUGUCUUUUUGUGGCUACCACCCCAAGAACAGCAAAUAUUUUGGUUUCAUUACGAAGCAUCCGGCCGACCAGAGGUUCGCCUGUCACGUCUUUGUGUCUGAAAACUCCACCAAACCCAUCGCUGAGUCUGUAGGGAAAGCGUUCCAGCUGUAUUAUAAAGAGUUUGUGGAGUUCUCUUGCCCGACUGAGGACAUCUACCUGGAAUAGCCCCGCCUCCUC
Periophthalmus magnuspinnatus is the source of this 2308-nucleotide messenger RNA. RefSeq names its product C-Jun-amino-terminal kinase-interacting protein 1-like. Gene Ontology annotation, biological process: regulation of JNK cascade. Gene Ontology annotation, molecular function: protein binding. The record is from RefSeq and is a predicted model, not a curated record. Gene Ontology annotation, cellular component: cytoplasm. NCBI's taxonomy places the organism in Eukaryota, Metazoa, Chordata, Actinopteri, Gobiiformes, Gobiidae.